AGUUUAACCAAUUACGUGCAUGGAUCUGGUAGUUUAUCUCCUGGAUAAUUUUAACCGCAAGAUAACUGGACGUGAAGAAAUCGGGCACAAAACAAUGCGAUGAGCGAUGAUGACCGCGCUCGUUCCUCUCUGCUGCUACGCAUGUCGUAGGAACUCCCAACAGUCCCAACAAUUUGAUUCGGAUUGUGGUUGGACACCCUGCGUAAAAUGCGAAAAAUCGGGAAAAAUGGACGCAGAGUGUGAGCGCAUCACUUUUAUCUGAGCUCUCGUUCUUGAUAGCAAAAAUGGGUAAUCAAUUAGUAGGCAUCGCGCCUAGUCAAAUAUUUCCGGUAGAGCACUAUUUGACGGAUCACAGCGAUUUAUUAUUCGACGGAAAUUUAGGAAGCACUAGAUUCUUCAAAGUGGCUCGGGCUCGCAGUCUGGAGGGCCUGAUAGUUGUAAAAAUAUUUGCCAUUCAUGACCCAACAUUGCCAUUAUCUACAUAUAAAGACAAGUUAGAAGAAAUCAGAUCAAAGUUAGCCUCGGCUGUCAACUGCCUACCAUUUCAACGAAUGAUUCUCACAGAAAAAGCAGGCUCAAUAAUGCGGGAAUAUGUCAAAUAUUCUCUUUAUGACAGGAUCAGCACUAGGCCAUUUUUAACAAGCAUCGAGAAAAAGUGGAUUACUUUUCAAGUAUUAUAUGCUCUUAAUCAAGCCCACAAGUUUGGUGUUUGUCACGGUGACAUAAAAUUAGAGAAUAUUAUGAUAACCAGUUGGAACUGGGUGUUGCUCACAGAUUUCGCUAGUUUUAAACCAACGUAUUUGCCAGAGGAUAAUCCUGCGGAUUUUUCAUAUUUUUUUGAUACUUCCAGAAGGAGGACAUGCUAUAUAGCGCCUGAACGAUUUGUAAAAACAUUAUCCUCAGAAUUAAGUAAUACGUUAUUAUUGCCAGAACAAGAAGUAAAAACUGGUGACUUGCAUCCCAUGAUGGAUAUUUUUUCCACAGGCUGUGCUUUAACAGAAUUGUAUAACGAAGGGCACCCACCAUUUGAUUUUUCACAACUCUUAGCGUACAGGAACAACGAAUAUUCUGUAAGCAAACACUUGGACAGUAUAGACGAUCCAGGAAUACGCGACCUACUCAGUUCAAUGUUAGAAAGAAAUCCGGCAAAUAGAAAAAGUGCAGAGAUUUACCUAGCUCAAACUCGUGGCACCAUCUUUCCAGAAUACUUUUAUUCCUUUCUCCAGUCUUACAUGCUCAUUUUUUCCGCUGCUCCAAUUUUAUCGCCGGACGAAAAAAUAACACGGUUAAAAAAGGACAUUGGCAAUAUUAUAAGUAUAUUAAAGACGGAAGAAAGUGAACGGAUGAAAAUAAGUGAAACCAAACCCAUGGAAACUGCAAAAUCUAAUCAAUGCGAGAGUAACGUGGAAUCGAUUAAGGAUGAUUCUGGCCAUAGCGAGGAAAAUACGAUGGUAGAAGUUGACAGUGAUCAAAGUUCUGAUAAAACCGAUUUGAAUCAAAUUGACAUGAAAAGCACGUCGCAAGAUGUUGGCAGUGACAUUCAAGUGGAUGCAGAACCAGAGAUAAAAUCGUCAGAAGAUCACAAACAAACAUGUGCAGAAUCUAAGAAAUCAGCUUCUACAAAUGAAGUUUUAGAAGGACUUGUUAUCAUAACUCAACUAGUUACAUCUUGCAUAAGAGGAUUACAUCACUCGCAGUCUAAAUUGUACAGUUUAGAGAUAUUAUUGGAGUUGGCUGAGAAUGUUUCUGACGAGACAAUUCUUGAUAGAAUAUUACCUUAUAUUUUUCAUUUAGUUCACGAUCCAGCGCCGCGAGUAAGAGUAUCAGCGAUACAUACUUUAACAAAGUGUUUACAUCUUGUGAAAUCAAUACCAUCUUCGGAUGUGAACAUAUUCCCUGAGUACAUUCUACCAGGUUUAGCACACAUAACUCAAGACGAAGCAGUUAUUGUUAGAGCAGCUUACGCGGAAAAUAUUGCGCAUUUGGCACACAUCGCUCUGCGUUAUUUGGAAAACGCUCAUCUGUCUAAUUUGGGCAACAAAGAGGGACCAAAACCCAGUUACGAUAGCGAAUUACAAACUUUACACGAAAUGGUCCAACAAUCAGUAUCCAUGUUAUUAACAGAUCCUCAAAAUUUAGUGAAACAAACGUUAAUGGAAAAUGGAAUAAACAAAUUGUGUGUGUUUUUCGGGAAACAGAAAGCUAACGAUAUUUUACUCAGUCAUGUUAUUACGUUUUUAAAUGACAAGGAGGAUAAGGAACUAAGAGGCUCUUUUUUUGAGUGCAUAGUCGGUGUGGCUGCAUAUGUUGGUUGGCACAGUAGUCCUAUACUAAUGCCGCUUCUGCAACAAGGUCUAUCUGAUCCUGAAGAAUUUGUAACUACAAAGGCUAUAAAUGCCAUGGCAACACUUACAGAAUUGGGUUUGCUACAUAAAUCUGCUCUUUAUCAGUUAUUAUCAGAAACUAUGGUCUUCCUGGUUCAUCCAAAUCUUUGGAUACGUCAUGCAACUGUCGGCUUUAUAUCUGCGGCAGCAAGAACCUUGAAUGUGGUAGAUGUCCAAUGUAAAGUUCAAACAAUGCUCCAACCAUAUCUGAAACAUUCAUUGAUCCAAAUAGAAAAAGAAAUUUUAUUGCUUGAAGCACUUGUUUCUCCUAUAUCUAGAAUAGUAUACGAUUCCAUAGUGAAAUAUAACGAUGUGGAGGAAUUAUUCCAAGUGCUUGAACAGAGACAGGUAGCCAGAGCGAAAGCCAUAACUGGUGUAGUUCCACCACAAUACAACGACAUGAGUACCUCCUUAAGAAAUCUUUUUAGACGACUAAGUUCAGAAUCGAUGACUGAAGCAGUUGAGGAUCAGUUAUUGAUCAUGAAACCUCAUUUGAUGAAGAUCAACAAGUACCGCAAUUCCGCGGAUACAAAACAAAAUGCUAACAAACUUGUGGAAGGCAAGCUGGAACUGAGUCCAGUAAAAGAUAGAAUAAGACAUCAUGUCGUUGUAUUAUAUCCCGAUACCAAAGGAGACUUAACCCUGCCGCCUUUUAAGAGAUCGGAUCGGAGAACAUCGGAGACUGUUGGUACAUACGCAACGAUGAAUCAAGAAUGGCGCACGAUGUUUGCAGCUCAAGAUAACGCUCAGCAUGCUAUCGUCAAAAUGUCGGACAUGACCGGAAGCAGUGGCAGCCCCAGUCAGAGCAUACACAGCGGAGACAUCCAUUUAUCUCCGCAUCAUUGUUUAUCAGAUAUGACCAGCAUUAAUUCCCUCAUGAACGAUCAUUCACUUCAUGAACGAUCUUAUAUACAAUAUAGAUGUGCGCCCUGUCGAUUAGAAGUGCGACAAUUAACGUACCGAAAGCAAGAGCAACACGCAGCAGUGUUAAGAGCGAAACGUUGGGCUAACAAUGUCUCUUGUGAAGCUGGCUCCACAUCACUGCCAAAGGAUUGGCGACCUCGAGGAAUUCCCGUUGCGCAUCUUCAUGAACACAGAGCUGCAGUAAAUAGAUUAGUUUCAAUACCAGAUACUAGUCUCUUCGCAAGUAGUUCCUCCGAUGGAUGCAUAAAGAUUUGGGAUGCCAGUAAGAUGGAAGGACGAAAUAUCGCUAAUCGUUCUAGGCAAACAUACAUGCAUAGAGGAGGUCCACUGGUUGGUUUAACUGUAUGCGAUCAAGGACAAUCCUUAGCGAGCUCGGCGAGCACGUCUGGAACGGUAUUUGUACUUCGAAUUGAGCCGAACUCCAGUAAAAUGAGCUUAAUCGGUACUCGUCAAUUGGAUCUUCAGGAAGAAGGAUGUGCUGUCGAUCUUCAGUAUCUAGAUUCUGGCUCGCAAUCGGUUCUUGUGUAUGCCUCGUUGUACGGAUCGUUAGUAGGUUGGGACCUACGAUGUCCUGGCACAACAUGGCGGUUAGAAAAUGAUUUGAAGCAUGGAGUCAUCACAUCGUUUUGUGUAAACAGUCAUCAACAGUGGUUGACUCUUGGCACGAGCUCCGGUAUCCAUACCUGUUGGGACUUGAGGUUCCAACUGCCAAUAACAAGCAUCAAGCAUCCAACGGGUGCCAGAGUGCGAAAGGUGAUUACACAUCCGACAGAACAUUCGUGGAUAAUCUCGGCAGUGCAAGGCAACAAUGAAAUCUCCAUGUGGAAUUUAGAGACUGAUCAUCGACAAAUGGUUCUAUGGUCAUCAAACGCUCCGCCGCUGAGCCGUACUCAAACUGGUCACACUGUAUGUGCAAUGUAUGCUGGAUGCAUCGAUUGCUCAGGUUUUCUUUUGGCCGGCGGCACUGAUAUGCGAUUACGCUUCUGGGACUUCAAUAGACCCACUGCAUCCUAUGUCGCUCUGCCUGCUGCUAACGAUAUCCUCACACCAAAUUCAUUGGCAUAUGAUGUACGUUUGAUAGAUGGUACGAACGUUGUACAAGAAGUAUUAGUGGACGAUGAUUCCAAUCCGUUGUCCGGAAGUGAUGCAAGAGGAAGAAACAUGGAAGAGAGUGGUCCCGAGACUCCACCCUCUGGUCAACAUGACACGAUUUCCGCCGUGGCCAUGUCAAAUACAUGCAUUCUCACCGGCAGUACAGAUGGCCUGAUACAAGUCUGGAAAUGAUUGUUCUUUUCGCUUCCAAAUUUGAUUUUACAGUUCCUCGCACAGAUGACAAAGGGUUUUACUAGUGCAAUGCGGAAUUUCUCUCCAGUAAUAACGAAACCAUUGUGAUCCAAGUAAGGAAUAAGUUACUCUAAAAUUGUUCAGGUAAAUUAUCCAGCUAUGCUGUGGAUAAUGAUUGUAGUAUAAUUUAUUUAAAGACAGUCACGCUUAAAAAUUGUGAUGGCAGUAUAAUUAUGAUAUCACAGUAUCCUGUUUUGGCAAAAAUUACUAAUUCUAUUUUUUUAACAGUUUCAUAAUUAGCAUUGAUGACAGGUCUCAUUAGAUAUUAUGAUGAUAUCAUAAUGUUAAUAAAUUUAUCUUAUUGUGCAAAAGAAACGUUAACUCUACAAAUCUAAUCUAUUCUUAGAUUCACGUUUAUAUAAUUUUUUUUAAAUUGAAAA
This is a messenger RNA of Monomorium pharaonis (pharaoh ant), 5032 nucleotides long. It is a transcript of the gene Vps15, whose product is annotated as phosphoinositide 3-kinase regulatory subunit 4. Gene Ontology annotation, molecular function: protein serine/threonine kinase activity; ATP binding; protein binding. NCBI's taxonomy places the organism in Eukaryota, Metazoa, Arthropoda, Insecta, Hymenoptera, Formicidae. The record is from RefSeq and is a predicted model, not a curated record. Bases 285 to 4592 code for a protein of 1435 amino acids. Gene Ontology annotation, cellular component: late endosome; phosphatidylinositol 3-kinase complex, class III, type I; nucleus-vacuole junction. The transcript is spliced from 17 exons. Gene Ontology annotation, biological process: macroautophagy; protein phosphorylation; autophagy of peroxisome.